This is a messenger RNA of Pteropus alecto (black flying fox), 804 nucleotides long. It is a transcript of the gene ATP5PO, whose product is annotated as ATP synthase peripheral stalk subunit OSCP. The record is from RefSeq and is a predicted model, not a curated record. NCBI's taxonomy places the organism in Eukaryota, Metazoa, Chordata, Mammalia, Chiroptera, Pteropodidae. Gene Ontology annotation, biological process: proton motive force-driven mitochondrial ATP synthesis. Gene Ontology annotation, cellular component: membrane. Bases 93 to 734 code for a protein of 213 amino acids. Gene Ontology annotation, molecular function: proton-transporting ATP synthase activity, rotational mechanism. The transcript has 7 exons.
AUUUCCCAGCGGACCGAGCGGCUACGCUGACGCACGCAUGCGCCCUCGCGCCUCUUCCAGCUCGGGUUUGACCUACAGCCGCCCGGGAGAAGAUGGCCGCUCCCGCAGUGUCAGGGCUGUCCCGGCAGGUGCGAUGCUUCAGUACCUCUGUGGUCAGGCCGUUUGCCAAGCUUGUGAGGCCACCUGUUCAGAUAUAUGGUAUCGAAGGUCGCUAUGCCACUGCUCUUUAUUCUGCUGCGUCUAAACAGAACAAACUGGAACAAGUAGAAAAGGAAUUGUUGAGAGUGGCGCAAAUUUUGAAGGAACCCAAAAUGGCUGCUUCAAUUCUGAAUCCCUAUGUAAAGCGUUCCAUUAAAGUGAGAAGCCUGAAUGACAUGGCUGCAAAAGAGAAGUUUUCUCCCCUCACGUCCAACCUGAUCAAUUUGCUCGCUGAAAAUGGUCGCUUGAAUAAUGCCCCUGGAGUCGUUUCUGCCUUUUCCACCAUGAUGAGCGUCCACCGAGGAGAAGUACCUUGCUCCGUUACCACUGCAUCUCCUUUGGAUGAAGCAACUCUUUCUGAAUUAAAAACAGUGCUCAAGGGCUUCCUCAGUAAAAACCAGAUACUGAACUUGGAAGUUAAGAUCGAUCCAUCAAUCAUGGGUGGGAUGAUUGUUCGUAUUGGAGAGAAAUAUGUUGAUAUGUCUGCAAAAACCAAGAUUCAGAAGCUGAGCAGGGUGAUGCGGGAGGUUUUCUGAAAGUCUUGAUUUUCUGUCAGUGAAAAUUCUGAAACCUGGAGCAACAAUAAAAUGCUUCCUGAACAGAACA